Saprolegnia parasitica CBS 223.65 is the source of this 1081-nucleotide messenger RNA. RefSeq lists its product as hypothetical. The record is from RefSeq and is a predicted model, not a curated record. NCBI's taxonomy places the organism in Eukaryota, Oomycota, Saprolegniomycetes, Saprolegniales, Saprolegniaceae. Bases 15 to 923 code for a protein of 302 amino acids. The transcript has 6 exons.
GCGUUGCAGGAACGAUGCCCCGCGUGACCAACUACGUCGACGACAUCGCGGGCGCCAAGCCAUGCUUGAAGCCGUACAUGUAUACGCACAAGCCACCCACGGCCGACGUGAGCGGCUCGCACAGCCGCCAAUUGCAUCCAUCGCAGUGGAACAAGGGCGCGAACCCGCAGUUCCAGCAGCUCCCGAUCGAGGGUUCAAGUCCGUCGCACACUGGCUUUACUACCAACCGCGUUGUGAACCCGCUCAACCCCAAGUAUCCACUGCCGUACUGUGAGCCUGCACCGAUCGUGCCACCGCGGUUCCUGCGCGACUCGUACCAAGUCGAUGAUAUCGAAGGCACGCGCAUGCGACCGCUGCAUGCGCGUCCGCCCCGCGAUACAAUGAACGUCAGCGAUGUCCCUGGCGCGACGGCGCAUUGGCACGAACUGCGCAAGAAAGAACGGGACAUUCUCGACUGCAGCGACAUCACCCACGCAGGCUUCAAGACAAAGCGCGUGACGGACAACCUCCGGCCCGAGUACGUCGUCAACGGGUUUCCGAUCACGGACGACCCGCUCUCGUACACCAAGAAACCGUACGAGCUCAAGAACCACCCGUUUUACCCGCUGCAGACAAAGGACAUCAAGGGUGCCAACCCCGAAGACAGUCAAAAAGGCAUUGUCGGGGGGAUUCCCACCGCUUUACGGCGGACAUUUGUCGCAACCAACAACGUUACCGACAUCUUUGGGGCCCAGGCCAACACGGUGCAUCACAGCAUCGUGUCCAACCGACGGGUGGACCCCAACUUUCCCGACUAUGUCGAUUUGGACGGCGACAAGCUUGAGACGGGGCUUCCGAUCCCAAAAAUGUUCAAUUUCCCGACAUUGCACCCCGGGUCGUUGAGCGCAAGCGGAACAACGUAUCGACGAUCAAACUCGGCAUGAAGCCACCCCGGGGCUCCACCGCGGGACCCAAGCUGCCGCACGCCCAUGUACGCUCCGAAGAGAAGCGAAUCGCAGCGCUUAACGCAGACAUUCAAAGCGUUCGAAGCUUGAAAUAGUCGACCGAGCACGACAUCAAUACACUACGUUUUUGCUUGCGA